Epithele typhae is the source of this 495-nucleotide messenger RNA. RefSeq lists its product as uncharacterized. The transcript has 2 exons. The coding region runs from base 1 to 495 and encodes 164 amino acids. NCBI's taxonomy places the organism in Eukaryota, Fungi, Basidiomycota, Agaricomycetes, Polyporales, Epitheliaceae. The record is from RefSeq and is a predicted model, not a curated record.
AUGAACGAUGGGAGGCCGUCUGUGGGGGAGAAAGAGAGCGAUGGUGAGGAGGAUAACGGAGACGGCCCCAGGCCCGAGGAGACGUCAGAGCAUGCGCAGCGCCUCGAGCAAGCAGGCCAGUACAAGCACAUGAAUACCCUCCUUCACGACCUCCACGCCGAACAGAGGCAUCGGAUGCUCUUUUCCAGUCCACUUCCACCCUCCUACAACCCUGCUCUCCAUAACCUCUACGAGUCCAACCCAACCCACCAUCUGGAGCCCCUAGAGCCGCUCUCCAAGCUCGGGCCGUCUGUUCCGGCCUACUCGCAACCGAACGUUCCACGGGAACCUCACAAACCCCUCUCCUCAUUCCACAUCUCUAUCUCGUCGAAGGACGAUACGAGGAACCACACUGAAGAGCAACGCGUCACGGAGUUGUAUGAGGGCAGAAACAGAUUUCUCGGAGAGCUUUUCCUCAACCGGCGACGACAAUAUUACCAAGAGAGCGAAACUUAG